This is a messenger RNA of Phlebotomus argentipes, 590 nucleotides long. RefSeq names its product transmembrane protein 208. Gene Ontology annotation, cellular component: intracellular membrane-bounded organelle. The transcript is spliced from 4 exons. Gene Ontology annotation, biological process: vacuolar protein processing. NCBI's taxonomy places the organism in Eukaryota, Metazoa, Arthropoda, Insecta, Diptera, Psychodidae. The record is from RefSeq and is a predicted model, not a curated record. Bases 25 to 546 code for a protein of 173 amino acids.
CUAAACUUCCAACCUCACAGUGACAUGGCACCACCGCAGAAGGGAAAGCAGGCCACGAAGGGGGCGAAGCAGAUUGUGGAGGAAAAUGCGGCCACACUCAAGUUCUACCGCAAUAUGGCACUGAUUGCCCAAACAGCUUUCCUUGGGGUUAUGCUGCUCCUCACGGACGCCUUCACGGGACUCACGAUUACCAUGACGAUAAUCGCCGGCGCUCUGCACUUUGGCAGCUACCAAUUCAUGAGCUUCAUGGCGCGCACGCAAUACUCAGAGUCCGGGAGUCUUAUCGACAGCGGCACGGAUUUGAACAUGGAAGGCGGCUUAUCAGAACACGUGAAAGAUCUCAUCAUUCUCACGUCCGGGACGCAAUUGCUGGCGCUGAUCAGCAACUACUUCUGGCUGUUGCUCCUUCUCGUGCCCGUGCGCGCCUUCUGGCUGCUCUGGGGCUCCGUGAUCAAGCCGUGGAUGGAGCAGAAGAAUCAGGAGCCCGAGAUGGACGAGAAGAAGCAGAAGAAGAUGGAAAAGCGGAUGAAGAGAAUGCGCCAAUGAAGUCUUCAAAUCCUGGGUAUUCUGUAAGUAAAAUUGUUAAUAAA